GGGAAGGAACAUGGGCUCAUAAGGCCGCUGCAAGAGGCCGUGGAAUUUGACGUUAUUAUUUGCCAUAGUAUACUAACCGAAUGAGUUCAGUCGAUCACUAAGAUAUGUGAGAAAAUUGCAUCUUGUUCUGUUUAUAUAUUUGCAUUUAACCACAAAUGGAAGCUGAUAAAACAGAACUGCGAUAAAAAUUGUGGUUAUGAAUGCAGUGUAUAGCACUUUGUUUGGUAAAAGUGGCUAGUUCCAAAGCAUAGUGAUUAUGGUUUUUUAUAUUUCAUUUGCAUUGAUUAAAAAAGUCUAUUUUGAUAUUUGACUUGAAGUUGUGAACUUAUGAAUAGCCAGAAAACGUUCAAUUGUUUUAUUCUUUCUAGUUGUACUGUUUAAACAUAUGCAUGAAUUAACCCACCAUUUUAUGCGAUUUCAAAUGCAUGCUUACAUAACUUGAAUUAUUUUAAACAGGAACGUGUUACAAUUCUAGCUGCGGUUGAAACGUAUUAUUAGUACUUUUGCAAAGAUAAAAAAAUAUUAUGUCAAUGUCAACGGUUCAAAACAGUUUUUUUACAAAGUAUACGGUUAUGGAGAAAAUAAUAAAUACACUUGCAGUGUUGGAUAAUUUUUCGUAUUUGCGCACUGAUUUUAUUUGUUGUAUGAUGUUAUGUUACGUCAUUAUGAUCCGCAGACACUCUUUUUAAAAGAGGCACGGAGAAAUGACGGAGAAAUUUUAAAGUGGCGACAAAAAUAAAUAAACUAUUGAAAUAUAUAUACAAAACAAUCCAAAUUUGCUUUAUUUCUCUACAUAUCGUUAGCAAAGUGACCUUUAACGUUACAAAACUCACUUUCAAAAUUUUGUGGCUUGUCCUUUGUUUUGAAAAGCCAUAGUCAAUCUCCCGGGUAUGUUUACCACCAGGAUUUCACGAGUAGAAGCUGAACUAGCAUCUCACGCUGCCUGUCCGACGUUCCAUAAGUCUGUUUUAUUCUUUGGAUGAUGCUUUUCAACCUAGACUUUCCCAAUCUUUAAUAGAAUUUCUAAAGGAUUUAAAUUAAAAGUCUGCGCUGGUCAAACUAAUAAUUUUAUAUUUUCGUUUAAAAAUCAUCUUCGUGUUUUCAAUGCUUUAAAAACACUAACUCACGCAAAAUAUUUUCGGCAUCAUCGACAAAGAUAUUUUUCCAGUUAUUUCUCCAUUCUUCUUUCAAAAAGAGUGUCUGCAGAUCUUAAUGACGUAACAUAACAUCACGAGCUUCGUAGCCGCAAGGUUACAGAGUCCGCUUUGACAAGCGAAUGGUGAUAGGUUCGAAUCUUAGUAGAACCAAACCAUUCGUUCGCAAAAAGGACUUUAGGUAUGGGUUUAUUCUCAGGCUCUUCCACACAAAAUCUUCUCUCCAGGUUUAAUAACCUCUCGUCUAAAGCUUCGAUAAUAUCAUAGACUAUAGCACGUUAUAUGCUUUUAGAGUGAUAGCUUACAGGAGGAAAUGAUAGAAUCGAUAAGGAAGAAAGUUGGUUACUAAAUCUGAAUGAGAAGACAAAAAGUACUAUAACUUCCCUUCAGACUUAAUAACCACUGAUCUAAAGCUUCGAUAAUAUCCUAGACUAUAGCACGUUAUAUGAUUUUAGAGUGAUAGCCUGCAGGAGGAUAUGAUAAGGUCGAUAAGGAAGGUAGUAGAUUACUAAGUCUGAAGGAGAAGACAAAAAGCACUAUAACACGGAGCAGGUUAUUUCUCAAUAAGUAGCACUGCAAAAUGGUAAAAAAAAAACAGAAAUGUGCAAACAGCAAAAACGUCCGGACAAUGCCACAAUAGAUCAAACAACUACUGGUCGCAGUGGGGUCCACAAAAAAAAAAAAAACAUCAUACAACAAUUAAAAUCACUGCGCAAAUACGAAAAAUCAUCCAACACAAGUGCAAGUGUAUUUAUUUUUUUCUCCAUGACUGUAUUUUCCGUAAAAUUUGAGUCAUAUGCUGAAUUAUUAUGGAAGAUAGUUUUUUUAUUUCAUUAUUUGUUUAACUUGCUGAAAACGGUGAAAAAAGCCUAAAUUUAGUUUUUUUUCUUAAUCUAUACAUGAUGUUUGAGUUAAAAAUCCGAAUAUAAUGAAAUUCAAUUGCGAACUAGUUUAAUCUAAAUAUCAAAUAAGGAUUAAAUUCAAUAACAGUGCAAUUGGACGGAAAAUAGAUGAAUGACAAGACAUGAAUCUAUUUGACUUGAAUUAAGGUUUAUAUACGUUUUUGACUAGAUGACACUUGACAUUUUCACAGGUAUUUGGACCAUUUUGACUACAGUGUUAAUUUUAUAGGAGCGUAUCAAUUCUAGUAUGUAGGUGGAAUCCUUAAAAAAUCGAUUCUCAAAAAUUCAAAUCUCUACUACAAUGUUGUCUAUUGACGAGUUGGGUAAAAUUGAUGUUCUAAACCAGGGAACAAUAUACAUUGAAACAAAUUACCGUCAGCCGGGGUGAGAUUGUGCCAGUGGAGUGAGAUUGAGCGGGAGGGGCGGUACGCCCCGGGUGUCACCCUCUAGGGUGUGACACCCGUGAGGAAAAUUUUCAAACGUGUCACCUUCAAAAGGGCGACAUCAGUGAUAUUAAUUAUCAAUUAGGUGGAGGCAGUGAAGGUCGAGGUGGAACCCUCGGAAAUUAUAUGAAUUUGUUCCCAAGAGUAUAAUCUCAACCAAUUUUUCAAAACUCUCACAAUUUUUGAUAACAAGAUGAUUUCACUGCAACCUGGUGGGAGUGACACCAAGAGGGUAAGGGGUGACACCCAAAGGAGAGGUGUACUUGCUAUGGCAAUACCAAAAAAUUACCAGUUAUGGCCUAAAUGUCUAAUGGACUAAAUGGAGUAGUGCCACUACUGGUACCAUAGCGCAUAUGCAAUCUAGCCAAAACUGGUGCACUUACCAUAACUUGCUCACCUAUCCUAGUCAUUUAUUGAAAAAUGACGCUUAAGAGCCAGUUCGCGGAGACCGCAACUAGGUCUUGUUUCGAGGUUCUCCGAUUGGACUGAAACUUCCAGGGUUUGUUUAUCUAUAUAAUAGAAUAAUGUUUUGCAUAAUGUCAGAUUUUUUUAAAAGGGGUAAGUGGGGUGAAAAAGCACGUCAAAAAUUGAUGUCUAAAAGUUGCUAAAAACGUAAAAUUGUUAUAACUUUGUGUAAACUGAAUCGAUUGUCAUGAAAAUUGGCAUGUUUAUUCUACGCUAUAAAGCAAACAAAAUGAGGGUUAUUGUAAGUUGUUAUCGAGAAUACAUGAUAAGAUAUUCGCAUUUUUCUAAAAAAAUAAGGUGAUUUUCACAGCAGUUUUCCUCUUGCCAACAGAUCUAGGAUUAAAAUCUAAAUAAUACGUUUUGUAGUGCAACUCAAGAGCUUUCAUUAGAUAUAUUCAAAAAAUGCGUUGUUAUGAAGAUGCCUGAGAAAAUCCAUUUUUUCUAUAACAUGUUAUUGACCAUCAUAUCGAACCCAUUGUGCGAGAAGCGAAACUCCGGUUUUGUGUCCUUGUUCUUUAUGCACUAAUGCAAAAGUUUGCAGAAAUUUAGGUUUGAAAUUUUGAAAUUUUUUUUCUAAUGGUAAUUUAAUUCUUUAAAGGGCACAUUAAAAAAAGGCUCAACAAAAAGUAUCGCGUGGCUUUGUUGCCAUUCGUUCAUUCUCUUGUUGGCUCCAAAAAUAACCUCUCAUUCCAUCGUGUAACUUCGAAUGUAAGCCAAGAGUAAUUAUUUUACGAUUUGAGCAGUUUCUAAAUAUAAGAUUUUGAAGAGCCUGUUUACCCCAUAAACCCCUUCUCCUUUCAAAUUUUGCAAACUAUUGUAUUAAUGCAUAAAUAAACAUAAGCUGAAAAUUAUAGCUCAAUGGAAGAACAAUGACACAAACUAGAGUUUCGCUUCUCGCACAAUGGGUUCGAAAUGAUGACCAAUAACAUGUUAUAGAAAAAAUGGAUUCUCUCAGGCAUCUUUAUAACGGCGCAUUUUUUUGAAUAUAUCUAAUGAAAGCUCUUGAGUUGCACUACAAAACGUAUUAGUAGGAUUUUAAUCCUAGAUCUGUUGGCAAGAGAAAAACUGCUGUGAAAAUCACCUUAUUUUUUUAGAAGAAUGCGAAUAUCUCAUCAUGUAUUCUCGAUACCAACUUACAAUAACCCUCAUUUUUUUGCCUUUAUAGAGUAGAAUAAACAUGCCAAUUUUCAUGACAAUCGAUUUAGUUUACACAAAGUUAUAACAAUUUUACGUUUUUAGCAACUUUUAGACAUCAAUUUUUGACGUGCUUUUUUACCCCACUUACCCCUUUUUAAAAAAUCUGACAUUAUGCAAAACAUUGUUCUAUUAUAUAGAUAAACAAACCACGAAAGUUUCAGUCCGAUCGGAGAACCUCGAUACAACCUCCCUUGUAAAGGUGGUUGCGGUUCUCGCGAACUGGCUCUUAAGUUGAAAUGAUCUAGAUAUUUGUGGAAAAUUUGAAUGUCCUCUAGUCGAAAACAUAUUACAUCGAAAUUAAAAGUGUUUUUUUUUAUAGGGGGGAAUGUUUGUAAUGAUUUAUUUAUGUACUAAUAUCUAUUCAGAAUUAAUAUUGUGUGUUCUGCCACAAAUGGUGACAUUUCAACACUAUUAUAUAUAUACAUCACUAUUAUAUAUCGUACAUCGAGUUACAGUUCAACAAAACGGACAUUAGCUGCAGCAUGGAUUGUUGUAGGUAUUCAAUCUUUUCUGGAGUUGGACUACCUAAAUCAAUACUGGCUGACUUUUCAGCACCAAACACGAAUGGUUUGUUACUGUUUGAAUUUGAAAUAUUACCUGUAAGGACACUGGCAUAUGAACAGCCUGGUGUUGCCUGAACAGGAUUUUUUGUCUGAAAUUUGUUAGCUGAAUUUAAAUUAUUACCUACAGACACACCUGCUAAUGAAAGUGCUGGUGAUGCCUGAACAGUAUUGAAUGUCUUUUGUAUACCCACAUUGACAACAGGUUGCUUAGAAUUCCUACGUUGUCUGGAAGCAAUAAUUUUUGACCUUACAGGACAAUUAAAGAAAUUAGAUUUGUGAUUUCCUCCACAAUUUACACAUUUGAAACUAUUAGUGGUCUCUUUCACGGGGCAGAUAUCUUUCGUGUGACCAGUGUCACCACAAAUCAUACAUUUUGCUGCCAUAUGGCAGUUUCGAGUUCCAUGACCAUAGGCUUGACAAUUCCGACAUUGAGUAAGAUUAUGAAUUUCUCCAUGUCUCUUGAAAUUUUCCCACUCUAUUCGCACGUUAAAUAAAACACGUGCUUUUUCCAAACAUUUCAAAUUAUUUACUUUGGUACGAUCAAAAUGAACUAAGUAAUUUUCCUGGUGUAUUCCAGUUUGAUUAAUUUUGGCAUUUGCCUUUCGUUUCAUCAAAAUUACUUGGUUGGGGGCACAACCAAGUGAUUCUGACAAACAAUCUUUGAUUUCCUCAAUAGUUUGGUCAUUUGAAAGACCUUUCAAAACAGCCUUAAACGGUCUCUCGUUUUUGGCAUCAAAAGAAUAAAAUUUAUACAUCUUUUCAGUCAAAUACUGUAAAAGAUGUUUAUGGCCAUCAAGAGAUUCGGCCAAAAUACGAAUUUCGCCUUUGCGGCCAAUUUAAAAAUUAACUUUCACACCCGACAGAAAUGAUGAAAGUUCUGAUCGAAAUGCUUUUAAAUUUGCUACAAAUACCACAAUAGGUGGAACUUUAACCUUCUUCAUAACGGCUUUAUGCUCAGUAUGAGAAGUUUGGAUUUCUUGAUCCCCAACGGAAGAAUAUAAUAUCAUACCUGUUAGUCGAAAUUUCAGUGUCACUUGGAGGAAAUGCCUCACGUUUCCUUGAAGCCGCAUCAAAGCGAGCUUUUUUAUUUUUUCCAGGCAUAACUGGAAAACUUCACUACACUUUCACUUCACUAUAGAAUUUAAGUAGAAAUAUCUCAAACCAAAUUUACUCACUAAACACUCGUUAACGUUAAACACAAAUUUAUUACUUUGCGUUUCAACAGGUAGUCUUUUAAAAAGAUUGCCUGUUGAAAGCGAAAAGCAAAAUUUUAAUAUCUCUCGGUAGUCAAGACUUAGCCUCGAGCUGUUGGUAAAAUGCGACCUUACAGUAGGACAGCUCAAGUCGAUCUGGAAAUUAAAAGUGUUUUUUCCAGCAUCUUCAAAACGAUUUCAGGAUCGUGUAACUACACACGGAGCAUCUCGAUUAGUGUUCGACAUCGGAACGAAAACGUUGGGUCCGCGUUCCGGUCCGGUCCGGUAAAAAAUCGGAACUAGGUCGUUCCGGUGCGAUUUGGGUCCGGUCCGGUUGGCUUCGUUCCGGUUCCGGUCCGGAGUCCGGUCCGAAGUCCGGGAACAAAAGUUGCCAGUUUUUUCGUGAGCGUUAUUUUAGUGAAAAAAAUAUCAUAAAGACUUUUAUGCAUGUUGGAAAGUGUUUGACUAAAUCAGAACAACACAAACUAAAUUUUGCAAUUUGUUUUUCUAUUUUUUUAUUAUAUUUUUUCUAAUUGAAAAAUUUGGAGUGUAGUAACAAAAAAGGCUGGCUCUACAAUUUUCAUAGUUUUGGAACAUUUAUUUGAGGCAAUAUUUUAGUAACAGUAGAAAAAAUAAUAAACAUGAAAAAUCAAUGGAUAUAUGAAUUUGACAUCACUCGACAUUUACUAAAAAAAUACCAACUGCGCAAAAAAACGGAAAUAGCAGAACCCACGGUUAAAACGACUAGAGUUCUCGAUUCCGAUACUAUGAAAAGGAUCGAUACAUUUGCGACCGAUACAGUACUCCUUUUUAUCAGAGAUUACACAAGACUCUCAAGAGAGCAAACAACACAUAUUCCGAUACUUCAUAGACCUUUGUGUGAUGGGAGACACGAAGCGAAAUGAGAUCAAAAGCUUUGAAAACAAUGUCACAAUAUAAUGAAAUCAACGUUCCACUGAUAGCAGAGAUUACAAAUGCCGAACUGAAGACUGCCGCGCUGAUAUCAGAAAAAUGUAGAUCGUUAAGCAUCGGUAGUCUGCCGAGUGCCGAUAGAGUUCUAUCGAAAAAAAAAAUUAAUGCUAUCUACCGGUGACUCUAUUUCUCAAUGUUCAAUUCUCAAACUGACUGAGCAUGAAUGCCGAUGACAUUCAAUUAGGCACAAACUCAGAACAAGUUGUGCGAGUCUACCAGUUAUUCACAGGGUGGCCAGCGAACCGGGAAAACCUGGAAAACCGAAAAAGCCGGGAAAAGCAUCACCUGACAUUCAAACUUUGAUUUGAGUUCAACAAUUAUACUUGAAAAUUUGCACGAUGAUACUAUUCAGCAUCGUUAGAAAAUAGAUUGAUGUUUAUUAUGCAAUACAGUUUGUGUUAUUUAUGCAUAUAGUUGAUUAGUAAUAAGAGUUUAAAGUUCAUUGUUUGUGGUAAAAACUGAUGUUUCUCCACCGGAAAUGGGUUAAGCUUAAAUCCACUUAAGAAAAUGUCUUGAGGCCAGAAAUUUCGGAACUUGAUUUUGAGAAAUUUAUGUUUUCAAAGACCAGAGGCAACGAAAAGAAUUUAAAAUUCAAUUUAAAAUUUAUGAAAUAAUAUUCUAGAGGCUUAAGAAUGCAGAGCCUGUCUUUGUUUUUUCUCAAAUUGCUUGCAUACUCCUCCAAAAUCAGAAAGCCAUAUUUUUCAUUUGAAAAAGUCAAAACUAUAAGGGCCAUAGCGAAAAUUAUUCGCUUAAAAUAAACCUGAAACAAUACCACGUAAGGAUAACAAUGGUAUCAAAUUAGUCCUUUAUAUAUUAUCGAGGCAAUAAUUGAGCCUCGAGAGAUCCUUAAGAAAGAAAAAAAAUAUUUUGAACGACAAAAAUACACACAAUUGUUUAUAAUUCAGCCAUGAAACGUUUACAGAAACUAGAAAGCGAUAAAGAAAUUCAAUUAUAUUAUAAAAGUAAUAAAUUCAUCUUUUUACUUUUCUCCUAGAAAGGUAUAGCAAUCACUGGAAAACCAAAGGUAUACAAGUGGUCCCAAUGGCUGAAUGUCAUAUACCACUCGACCCCUCUCGACGAACUGAGCAUUUUCUGUAUGUAUGUAUGUAUGUGUGUAUGUGUGUGUGUGUGUAUGUGCAACUUUUUUUUCUCACUCACUUUUCUCAGAGAUGGCUGGACCGGUUUUUAUAGAAUUAAUUGCAAAUGAAAGGUCUAGUUGCGCCAUAGGUUGCUAUUGAAUUUCAUUGUAAUCGGAUUUUUAGUUUAGAGGUUAUGUAUCAAAAUGUAAAAAUCACGAAACUUUAAUAUCUUAGAAACUACACAACCGAUUUCAAUCAAACUGGUUUUAAACGAUCGGGCUGUCUCCAAAACCCUUAGCUUUCAAAUUUCGUAAUGAUUGUAUAAAUGGUUCAAAAGUUAUGUAAAGAAAAGUUAUCCCGAGGUUGUUUAAUCUCACUCAUUUUUCUCAGAGAUGGCUGAACCGAUUUUCACAAAAUUAGUGUCAAAUGAAAGGUCUAGUUGCCCCAUACUCGACUCAGUUCGACGAGUCGAGCAUAUUCUGCAUGUAUGCAUGUAUAGAUGUAUAUGUUUGUGUGUGGGUGUGUGGGUGUGUACGUGUGUAUGUGCACCUUUUUUUUCGCACUCACUUUUCUCAAAGAUGGUCUGACCGAUUCUUUCUAUCUUGGUGUCGAAUGAAGUGUCUUUUUGCCGCUUAGGCCAAACUUUUAGUUUUGGCGCUGCGUCAGAAUGUUAAAAUCGCUCUUAUAUCUCAGAAGCUACGAACAUAGUUGAAUUAAAAUUAAUGGGCUUUUAAACCCUUAAACAAUGAAUUUUCUCCUAGAAAGGUAUAGCAAUCACUGCAAAAACUGAAGGUAUAAAUUUAGCUCAAAAAAGCAAAAAUUGUUUCUAAGUAGCAAUAAAAUUGUAUUGAAGUCUGAAAGAAACUAACUACAUCAGUUUAAAAUCAAUUUCAAAACUGAAUCUAGAAAAGUGUGUGAACACCAGAAAAUGGGUAAUAAUUAGGUUGAAAAAUGCAAAAAUUUAUUCUCAAACAAAUUUAAAAUUGCCAGAAACGGCUAUCAUUGCAGUUUCAGGCAAGGCGAAAAACUAUCUCAAUUCGGGGUCAAAAAAAUGUGCUCUAAUUAUUUUUUUUUUCUGAAAAAUAACUAGAAUGUUUCCUCUCAUUAACUAGAAAUGACUAUGAAAAAGUUAUCAGGAAACAAGAAAAAAAAUAUUAAAAAUUUUUUAAAGUCAAUUCAAUUAAAAUUUUUUAAGUCUAUCCAAUUUAAAAUUGAGCUUUCAAAGAGAAAAUGAUGCCAGAAAUGGGGAAUUUAGCGAGAAAUCAGUGGAAGUAAUCCUAGAAAAGAUUUCAAAUUCAAUUAAAAAAAAUCCACAUUCAUAUUUAACAUUCAAUUUAUAAUUAGUGGAAAAUAAAUUUUUGUGUUUUAUUUUCAAAUAAACACUUUUAAUAAGACCAAAAUCCGUAACAAAGCUUAAAAACAAUUGAUGAAAUUUCUCAAAGCUUGAAAUGAUAGAAAAUGGUUUCAAAGAUUUGUCGGUUCCGAAGGUUUAAAAAAGCAGAAACCAGCUCUACAAAACGCCGAAAACUUCAACCAGAGAGUGCAGAAAGUUACUAAUAUCGCUUUAGUUAAGCAGGUUGAUUAGACCAGUAGUUAAUUUAUGUAAGUCUAAAAUGACAGAAAAUUGUUCCAAAGAACGGUUCAAAAUAAAUUCAAAAUUUAUCUGAAAAUAUUUUGAAACAUGAAGCACAAAUUGAUUUUAAAUUAUAUCUUGAUUUUAGCUGAGUGAAAUAAUGAAAAUUUUGAGAGAAUGAUAUUCCUUUCAGUCUAUAAAUAACGCUUGCACAGCAGUGUGUGUAGUUAGGGAUGAGCAAUAGAAUAAGUCGGCAGUGGAAUGUGAUACGAUAUAGAUUGUGGAACAGUACCACCGUCCCCCGUAGUUUAAUUGGCCAAAACACCAUGCCGGAGACAGGGAGAUUGCGGGUUCAAGUCCCGUCGGGAUGCGGUAUAUUUUUCCAAAUCUGUAUCAUAUUUCCAGUUCGCUUAUUUUUCGCUCUCCCUGCUUCACAUACUGUCUGCUUAAUGAAAUGAGCAGGAGCAAAAUGCAAAAAAAUGGACGAUCAGUUUUUUUUUUAAAUUUUAUAAGAACAAUUAAAGCAUAUGUUACAGAUUGAAAAGGCGAGCAAGGCCAUAUGGGUUGACUUUUAAUAAAAGCAGUGAAGAAAAUCAAAAAGAAUGAACAACUUGCUGCAUUCUAUUACCUAAAUUGUAUAAAUUUUUUUUCACCGAAAAUGCCGGGGUCCGGAAAGCAUUACCCGGUCCGUUCCAAAGUCCGGAUGGCUCCGUUCCGGUCUGGCCCGGAAAAUAAUCGGACUUUAAAGGUUCCGGACCGAUCGGACUUCGAACCUGACCGUAUCGGACAUUUACCAAACCCUACCCGGUCCGAUGUCGAACACUAAUCUCGAUCUAAAAUUGUUGAAUAGGUCCAGCUCUUGUUACAUUUUGAGUAAAAAUUAUAACGCAAACAUACGAUACUCGAUCGCAUUUGAAGCUGCUAAAUGUUGGAUGCGAUAAAUCAGUCAGAAGCUACUAAAUGUUCGAUGCGAUAAAUCAGUCAGUCCGGUAGACGGCCUUGUUACGAAGCUGAUAAAAUACAAUUUCUGCAAUAUCUAAGCAAUGACCGCAUAUCUAAACACUGACUGAAGUGUAUCGACCGGCAACAAUGUAUCAUUAUCGAUGUUAGUUACAUCGAGUGAUUUUUCUCUCGUGAAUUAUACUAUGAUGCACAAAUUGCACAUUGCGGUUUUCAAAUCCCACGAAUGCACGUAAUUUUUAGGUUUACAGUAGAUCAUUGACAUUUCUAAAUGAAAGAACUUCCUAAUAUAAAAGCUUUAUCUGCAGCACUAGAGUUUAGUUCCAGAGUUGUCUGCAAUCUGUUAAUAGUUCAAGAUGUCUGAUUGGAGAACAGGCUUUCUGUGUCUUAUGACACGUCCAUACGAACCGCUUUUUUAUCCAAAGUAUGGAGGAGAAACGUUUAUGGUUUUACCAGAAAAUUAUUUAACGGACCGAUACCGACCACUAUCCGGAUUGAUUGGUGAACGCUUCGGGAAGUAUACUACUAAUCAUAUCGUCAUAAAACCCAUCGAUCUUCCCAAUUUAAGUUAUGCGGAAUCGAUUCCGCGACAUUGCACUUUUAAUUUUUUCGGUGCUGGACAGCGUAAAAUUGCUGGUAGAUUGAUAGAAGAUUUUAUGAAACAACCUGAUCCCGAGGCACUUCUCUCUGUGGCGUCGUACGCUAGGGACCGUUUGAACCCAACGUUAUUUCAAUAUGCUCUGUCAGUAGCAUUACAGCAUCGAAAAGAUACUGGGGGUAUUUAUAUGCCUUCAUUGCUGGAAAUGUUUCCAUUGCGAUUCGUAGAUCCAUUAGUAGUGCCACGACUGAAGGAAGAAGGUUUUGUUGUCAGCUCAUCGCAAAGGAUGUCUAUUGACAUACCAUUGAAUUAUACGGCUUCCGAUGGUCAACCGGAACAAAAACUGGCAUACUUUAGAGAGGAUAUUGGAGUGAAUCUACACCAUUGGCAUUGGCAUCUGGUUUACCCAGCUGAAGGUCCUUUUGAAAUUGUAAAUAAGGAUAGACGAGGGGAGUUAUUUUUCUAUAUGCAUCGACAAAUAGUUGCACGAUACAAUACAGAGAGAUUCUGUAAUUUUUUACCACCAACAGUACCACUCAGAAAUCUACGUGAACCUAUUCCAGAACCUUACUAUCCGAAAAUUUUAAAUAGCGCAACGAAUGUUACUUAUCCGGCGAGACAUAAAAAUAUGACGUUAACUCACAUGAGUAGGCCAGCGGAUGAUGCAGUAGCAACAGUUCUUGAAAUAGAGAGUUAUACCGGACGAUUUAUGGAAGCUGCAAAAAGUGGGGAAGUCGUUCUUCCAAAUGAAGAGCGCAUGAAACUGAAUGAAGUAACAGGAAUAGAUGUAUUAGCAAACUUAUUGGAAAAUUCCAUCUUGUCUGUAAACAUCCCCUAUUACGGCAAUAUUCACUCGACAAUUCAUGACUUGGUGGCGUUCAUCCACGAUCCCGAUGGGGAAUUCUUGGAAGGUCCAGGCGUAAUUGGAGACUUAGCAACCGCACUUCGCGAUCCCAUUUUUUAUCGCCUUCACUGGUUUGUGGAUGAUAUGUUCGAACUUUACAAACAAACGUUAGCUCCGUACAGCAAGAAUGAGCUGGGAUUUUCAGGUGUUACUGUGGAAAACGUUUCAGUACAAGUUACAAAUAGGAAAACGUCUGCUAAUCGAUUACUUACAUUUUGGCAACGUUUUCAAGUAGAUCUGGGCAUUGGAUUAGAUUUUGGACCAGAAGGCAAUGUUGUUGCGACAUUUACACAUCUUCAGCACGCUCCAUUCAUCUAUCGCAUCAAUGUUUCGAAUCAUUCCCAGAAGGUUCGUCGAGGAACCGUUAGAAUCUUUUUGGCCCCAAUUUUCGAUGGCGACAGUGAAAUGCUUUCUUUUGACCAACAACGCCGACACGUCAUUGAAUUGGACAAGUUUGCAGUAGACUUAAACCCAGGAACAAACAACAUUAUCCGUUCAUCGGAGGAAUCUAGCGUGACAAUACCGUUCGAAAGGACUUUUCGACGCCAAGACAUAGGAAUGAUGCCAGGAAACGAGCGUUUUAUAUUCUGCAAUUGUGGUUGGCCAGACCACAUGCUACUUCCAAAAGGAACUUCAAAAGGAACACCAUACGAGCUCAUCGUAAUGGUAUCGGAUUUCAUAGAGGACUCAGUGGUCGAAUUCGAUGAGCUUCAAGAUUGUAGCGAUUCGCAUUCUUAUUGUGGACUUAGAGAUCGACUCUAUCCUGAUCGCAGAGCAAUGGGUUAUCCGUUCGACAGGACUUUUAACACCGAUAUCGCACACAUCGAUGACCUCGUUCAACAAUUCAGCAAUAUCAAUAGAGCGGUUGUGGAAAUUCGCUUCACGAACACGGUAAUUUCUAGAACUUAAUUGUGAUAUAUUCGCACACGUUAUAAAUGAGAUAAUAAAUUUAUUGUGCAA
This is a messenger RNA of Wyeomyia smithii (pitcher-plant mosquito), 12963 nucleotides long. RefSeq names its product phenoloxidase 8-like. The record is from RefSeq and is a predicted model, not a curated record. The transcript has 5 exons. Bases 10858 to 12912 code for a protein of 684 amino acids. NCBI's taxonomy places the organism in Eukaryota, Metazoa, Arthropoda, Insecta, Diptera, Culicidae. Gene Ontology annotation, molecular function: oxidoreductase activity.